Molecule: messenger RNA, 4903 nt
Organism: Hypanus sabinus (Atlantic stingray)
Lineage: Eukaryota; Metazoa; Chordata; Chondrichthyes; Myliobatiformes; Dasyatidae
Product: suppressor of cytokine signaling 4-like
Exons: 3
Coding region: 401-1735 (444 amino acids)
Biological process (GO): phosphatidylinositol phosphate biosynthetic process; intracellular signal transduction
Cellular component (GO): phosphatidylinositol 3-kinase complex
Molecular function (GO): 1-phosphatidylinositol-3-kinase regulator activity
Source: RefSeq, a predicted model, not a curated record
UGUGGAUUUUAAUCUUAAUGACUUGCUGCGAGCAGCCUCCCCGUCGUCACUUCCUAUCGCCGCUUAUGUCAGACCGAGGUGAUAAAAGGGAGGGCCCGGGCCGGCGGCUCCGACGAUCCGGCGGACGGUCGGUAACGUGAAUUGACAAUUUACAGUGACCAAUUAACCUACUGACCAGUGUGUCUUUUGGAAUGCAGGAGGAAACCGGAGCCCCGGAAGAAACCCACACACUCUCAGGAAAUUUUAUCUUUUGAAGAUGCAUGGUGAAUUGUCUGUGCAGCCAUUGGAUGAAAUAGUCCCAUUGAGAUUUACCAAAUCCUAGAUCGUAUAUUUUGCCAUUGAGUUUGCUGUAAUACUGAUGUCCUGAAUGAAUCCAGCUAUCUGAAAGUUAGUGAAAGCAAUGUCACAUCAAACAGGAGCAGCAGCUCAUAAUUUGGAUGUAAAACCCAAGGAUGGCCAGGGAAAAAAUAUUGAUCGUAGGGACGGUUAUGCUUGGAGUGGCAAGAAACGUUCACGCACUUCCAAGGUAGAUUCUACUUCAGAUGGUGAGGUUGGGGAUGUUGCUGGCAUAUUGUCGAUAACUCCGAGAAGGGAGAAGAAAUGGAGUUCUGAGUUGGAUCUUGAAGAUUCAUGUUCUCGCAAGCUUUCUAGUCGAUCACUGAAGCAAAAGAUACAAGAUGCAGUUGCUCAGUGUUUUCCUCUUAAAGCAAAUAAUCAUAAAAACUCUGUAGCUUUAAUUUCAAAAAGUAAAAUCCACAUUAAUGAUCUAGUCAAUAAUUGUACAUUUCCAGCUGGAAUGGAGCUGGCUGAAAAAUGGGACUUAAUUAAUUGGCACACAAUUCCAUUAACUCAAAACUGUGACAUUUGGGAAGGCUCAGCAGUGGGAUUUGAUGAAGAAGAGCCAGGAGGAGGAUGCAGAAUGAGUGUUGAACUAGAGGUGAAUCCAUCAGAUACACAGAUUCACAACCUGGAAGUGAUUUCUCGGAUUAAUGCAUUACAUGGACAGGACUCUGAGGUGGAGUCUGGAAUAACUGAAUUAGCAGGUGACAGUGGUAUUACAUUUCCGUCAAAUGAUUCAGACUCUGACGAGGAGAUGAUGGCUCUUUUCACAGAUGCUGAAAGUCAGGCAAAUACCAAGUUGGAUUUUGAGAAUAAGUGCAAUUGGCUAACACCCUUUCAUAAAUGCCAGACUCAGUUCGGCUUCACCUACUGCUUAGUCCCAGAUCUAUUUCGGAUCAGUAAUAAUCCAUGUUACUGGGGUGUGAUGGAUAGAUACGGAGCUGAGGCUCUGUUAGAAGGUAAACCAGAAGGUACAUACUUGCUCAGGGACUCUGCUCAAGAGGAUUAUCUCUUCUCUGUCAGCUUCAGACGUUACAGCCGCUCUCUUCAUGCUAGAAUUGAACAGUGGAAUCAUAACUUCAGUUUUGAUGCCCAUGAUCCCUGUGUUUUUCAUGCACCAAGUGUAACUGGGCUCUUAGAACAUUACAGCGACCCAAACUCUUGUAUGUUCUUUGAGCCACUGUUGUCUCUUCCACUAAACAGGACUUUUCCAUUUUCACUUCAGCAUCUUUGCAGAGCUGUUAUUUGUAGCCACACAACCUAUGAUGGUAUUGGUGCACUUCCUGUACCACCAUCAAUGAAAACCUACCUGAAGGAGUAUCACUAUAAACAAAAAAUAAAAGUACUUAAGAUAAGUACACAACAAUGGCAUAGUGGAUUGAAAGGAAACCAGUGAAGGUUACAAGGAAGAUUAAGAAGGAUCUCCAGGAGCUUCCUCCACCAUUAAAAAAAAACUUGAACCAGUUUUAAAUAGGAGAUUACUGGUAAUAAUUUUCUCCCAUCAGAAAUUUUGUUUGAAGACUGUUAACUUCUAUUCUUUAUUCAUGUACUUGUUAUUUUUUCCAUCUCAACAAUACAAUGAAACAUAAUGUACCUUGUCUGACCUGACAAAUCAUUUGUGCUUAUCUUCUACAGUCCAUGACAUUGUGGCAUUCUAGUAUCAUGUUGGAAUGCAGUUUCAUGACAAUGACUUUAUUUCUGAAGCCACAACCAUCACGCUAAAGUGUACUUUUAGAAAUUCAUGAAAAUGUUGGCAUGUGUAUCAAUUUUAUUUGCACUUUAAAAGAUGUUCAUAUGUCUAAUUUUCUAAGUUAUCUGAUGCUUUAAGUAUGUGACAUACACUAUUGCAAUGUAAUUUUUAAAUUAAUUUUGAGUAAAACCUCUGACAGAAAUAUUGUUCUUAUGUUUUGUAUUGAAUUAUGCAACUUAUAAGUCAGAUAUUAGUAUAUCCAACAUUGACAAGUAUCCAUCUUUAUGUUGUAAUCCGCAAACAGUCCAACAAAUGGUUAGGGAAGCAACUUUCUAAAUGUGAAGGAUUAGAGGAUACUUGACAAGUACACCCUUCAAUUUUUUAGACAUUCAGCCAGAGCUCCAGAAGAUGACAGUAACCAUGGCAUCACCUAACUUUAAAGUUUUUAUAUAUAUAUAUAGUGACAGCACUUGCCAUUUCACUUUGUAGAUCGCGUUUUAUUUUUUCAAAAUAUUGUGCUAAAAUAUACUUAUAUCUGGCCCCAUUUUUUUUGGAUCACUUUGCCUUACUCAUUGGCACACAUGCAUUAAAGACCAUAAGAUAUGUAGGAGUGGAAUUAGGCCAUUUCAUCAUGGCUGAUCCAUUUUCUCUCUCUUGCCUUUUCCACAUAUCCUUUCAUGCCCUAACCAAUCAAGGAUCUAUCAACCUCUGCCUUAAGUAUAUAUCAAGAUUUGGCCUCCACAGCCACCUGAUGCAAUUAAUUCCACAGUUUCACCAUUCUCUGGCUAAAGAAAUUUCUCCUCAUCUUUGUUCUAAAAAGACACCCCUCUAUUCUGAGGCUGUGUCCCCUAGUCCGUGACACUCCCACCAUAGGAAACUUCCUCUCCACAUCCAGUCCAUCAACGCCUUUCAACAUUUGAUAGGUUUCAAUGAGUUCCCCCUCAUUCUUCUGAAUUCUAGUGAAUGCAGGCCCAGAGCCAUCAAACGCUAUUCAUGUGACAAGCCAUUCAAUCAUGAAAUCAUUUUUGUGAACCUCCUUUGAACCGUCUUCAGUGUCAUCACAUCCUUUCUAAGAUAAGGGACCCAAAACAGCUCACAAUGCUCCAAGUGAGGCCUCACCAGUGCUUUAUAAAGUCUCAAUAUUACAUCCUUGCUUUUAUAUUCCAGACCUCUUGAAAUGAAUGCCAACAUUGCAUUUGCUUUCCUUGCCACCAACUCAACCUGCAAAUUAAUUUUUCGGGAAUCCUGCACAAGGUCUCCCAAGUCCCUUUGCACGUCUGAUUUUUGAAUGUAGUAAAUAAUCUGCCCUUUUAUUUCUUCUACCAAAGUGCAUGACCAUACACUUCCCAACACUGUAUUCCAUCUGCCACUUCUUUGCCCAUUCUCCUAAUCUGCCUAAAUGGCAGAUUGUCCAUACUGAUGUCUUUGCCCAACGACAUCAAUCCCUUUUGCCUGCAUUAUGUCUGUAUCCCAUUCUUUGCCUAUUCAAGUGCUUAUUUAAAUGUCUCUUAAACAUGGUGUUUAUCAUAGAGCUGAGAAGCACAGAAACAAACCCUUUGGCCCACUACAUCCAUGCCUACCUUUUUGUAUUCUCAUUUUUAUUAGUUCCCCUGGCAGUAACUUCCAAGUAUCAAUUAUUCAGUCUAAAAAGGUUUGCCUCAAAUUCCAUCGUAACCCCUUUCCUCUCACCUAAACCUAAACUCACCUAGUUCUACCAUGGAAAAAACAAGAUUCUGAUGAUUUACUGUAUUUAUCCCUCUUGUAUACCUCUAUCAGGUCAUCUUCAGCCACCUUUACUUGCUUGAGAACAUUAUUGUUAAUGAUUGAUUCUUGGGUGAAUUGCCAUUCAGGUUAAAAUAUAUAGUCACUUCAAUUUCAUUCGCUGCUGUGCACCCUCCUGAAAGGAGUCUGAGAAGAAAGGACAAACUUCUCCAGUGCAAAUUUCAUUGGCCCUGCGUUUGUACCGGAUAGGGAGGGAUAGAGGCUGCAUUCAGACCAGUGAUUCCUUGCAAUUUGUUUUCUUGCACUUCAGUAGCUUUUUCACAACACUCGCUAACUUUUUCUUCUUCUAGGAUUUUUUUAUUAUUAAAGAAUUUUAUAUUUUGUAGUGUUGUCACUGUUGUUGUAAAGCAAAUAUGAUACUCAGUUGCAUAAACCAAGCAUCUACAAAUAUAGACCUUAAUAAUUAGUUUUGGUAAUUGACUGAGCAUACAACAUACACAGCACAGGAACAGGCCCUGUGAUGCUGUGCUGAAUUAAUUUAUGAGCCUAAUUAAAACAAUUCCUUCUGGCUGCUUGUAAGGUAGCCAGGACACCCAUGAUAUUCAAACACCACCCACCCACUAACAGCUGCAGCAGACCUGCCUGCAGGGAUAUUGCUCCCCCUGGAGUUCAGGUUUAACCUGUAAUUUUUGUACAGGUUAUAUCUUCCCCAGAAGAGAUCCCCAAUGAUCCAGAAAUCUGAAACCCUGCCCCCUGCACUAAUUCCUCAGACAGCAAUCCAGAGAUUACUACUGUACUCUGCAGGCCCUGCUCUUCAGCUUUCUACUUUACUCCCUAUAUUCUCUCUUCAGGACCUCAUCCCUUUUCUUACCUAGGUCCCUGGUAGCAAUGUGUACCAUGGCUUACCAUUGCUCACCCUCCUCCUUUAGAAUGCUGUGGACCCGAUCCAAGACAUCCUUGACCCUGGCACCUGGGAGGCAACCUACCUCAUGUCAACAGAAUCUCUUGCCUACUUAAAAUCUAGAUUCACCUAUCACUAAUGCACCUCCUCUUUUCCUCCUCUUCCCUUCUAAGCCACAGAGCCAGACUCAGUGCGAGACCCAGUCACUAUAGCUUUCCCCAGUAGGUCAUCCCUUGCCCCCCCCCCCACAA